UUCUUUUCUCCUCGUUGUAACCUUCUUUCUUAAAAUUCCGAUCUUUGCUUCUUUUGUGCAAAGGUAUGAAUCAAAGCCUCAGCAAGAGAGGUCAACGAAGUCUACAAAAUACUUACAAGUAUAAAGAGAGAGAAGCUCCAAAUUGAGCAACGGAGUUUCCAAUAAAGCAAGAUUUUUAUUCAUGGCGGAUAGCGGAAGAGGAACAAUUCUUCAAUUUGCACCCUUUCAGAGUUCAGUAGAUGAAGGGUUCUGGCAUAAAUUAUCUUCUUUAAAGCUCAAUAAGUUGCGCCUUGAUGAUUCCCCUAUUCCUAUUACUGGUUUUUAUGCACCUUGCUCACAUCCUCAACUAUCAAAUCACUUGACUCUUCUUGCUGAAUCAUUACCUGAUGAGUCCGGUGAGGAAUCGUCGUCUCUUCCAGCUAGUCAGGGAAACAGAAAUAGGUGUCCUGUCCCUGGCAUUCUUCUCAAUACAAACACGUUAGAAAGCUUCUACGCGCUUGAUAAGCAGAGCCUACUUAAAGCAGAAGCCAACAAGAUAUGGGAUGAUAUUUACUCGGGCAAAGUUGAGGAGGACACUUCUGUGCUCUUAAGGUUCCUAGUUAUAUCAUUUGCAGACCUGAAAAAAUGGAGUUUUCAUUAUUGGUUUGCGUUCCCUGCUUUGGUGCUUGAUCCUCCUGCAACUCUGGUUAAUUUGAAGCCAGCUUCCCAAUGCUUCACUUCUGAAGAGGCUGAAUUUCUGUCUAGAGCUUGUAAUGAGUGGCGUAGCAUGAGCUCCACUGCAGAUAUACCAUUCUUUCUGGUGUCUGUUGGUUCGGAUUCAAUUGUUACUAUUAGGCAUCUGAGGGAGUGGGAAACCUGCCAAACUAAUGUUCAAAAGGUUCUUUUUGGUUUUUAUGACCCUUGUCAUCUUCCAAGUAAUCCUGGAUGGCCACUUCGCAAUUAUCUUGCCUAUAUCUAUUUAAGGUGGGGCCUCGGAAAGAUUCACUUUUUCUGCUACCGUGAGAACCGUGGUUUUGCAGAUCUGGGAUUGUCGCUUGUUGGAGAAGCUGAAAUAUCUCUUUCACCAGGAUGGAGGAAUCAUCAGAACAUGCCUAACGCUGUGGGAUGGGAACUAAAUAGAGGGAAGAAGGUUUCGAGGUGCAUCAGCCUUGCUAAAACGAUGGAUCCGACAAGGUUGGCUGUAUCAGCUGCUGAUUUGAACUUGAAACUAAUGAGAUGGCGCACAUUGCCUUCGUUGAAUCUCGACAUGUUGGCGGCUAUGAAAUGUCUCCUCCUGGGAGCAGGUACACUAGGAUGCCAGGUUGCUCGAAUGCUUAUGGCAUGGGGCGUCCGAAAAAUCACAUUGCUUGACAGUGGGAAGGUCUCAAUGUCUAAUCCACUAAGGCAGUCUCUUUAUGUGCUUGAUGAUUGUCUAAAUGGUGGAAAAUUUAAGGCCGUUGCAGCAGUUGAAAGUCUCAAGCGAAUAUUUCCAGCAGUGGAAGCAGAAGGUGUUGUAAUGGCUAUUCCAAUGCCUGGACAUCCAGUCCCUAGCCAAGAAGAAAGUAAUAUACUUAAGGACUGCAGACGUUUGUCUGAUUUGAUUAACUCACAUGAUGCAAUCUUUCUAUUAACUGAUACACGGGAAAGUCGGUGGCUUCCUAGUCUAGUUUGUGCAAGUGCUAACAAGAUUACUAUUAAUGCAGCCUUAGGCUUUGAUAGCUUUCUAGUCAUGCGUCAUGGAGCAGGUCCUGUGGGUGCUACACGAAACUCACAAGCUGACACGUCAAAUAAUGUCACUGCUAGUAUGGAGAAUCUCUCCCUCUCAAGUCAAAAUGGGUCGCAGAGAUUGGGGUGUUACUUCUGCAAUGAUGUGGUUGCACCAAUUGAUUCAACUGCCAAUCGUACCCUGGACCAACAAUGUACAGUUACUCGUCCGGGGCUUGCUCCUAUUGCAUCAGCCCUGGCUGUUGAACUUUUGGUUGGAGUUUUGCAUCAUCCUUCUGGAAUAUAUGCCAAAGCUGAGUUUGCAAACUCUAAUGAUAACGGUAGCACUGCACAACCUCUUGGCAUUCUACCCCAUCAGAUUCGGGGUUCCCUCUCUCAGUUUUCUCAGAUGACACUCGUUGGUCACGCUUCAACUUGUUGCACUGCUUGUUGCUCCACUGUGGUAUCGGAAUAUCAGACGAGAGGGAUGGACUUCGUACUUGAAGCGAUCAAUCAUCCAACAUAUCUGGAGGAUCUAACUGGACUAACAGAAUUGAUGAAGUCAGCGGGAUCUUACACGCUGGACUGGGAUAAUGAUAGUGAAAAUGAUGACGAUGAUGAUGGUUGUGUAGAAAUAUAACCUUGUUAUAAUGUAACUAUAUUCAUUCUUUGCAAUUAAUUUGAUUAUUUGUCACCUCAUAUGCAUAUGACAAGUUGACAACUACACUGGUCAGGUACCACUAUGAUCUGCCAUGACAUUAGUAAAGGAUUUGUUCUUUUCAGAUUUCUUUUACCUCCUUG
Messenger RNA from Nicotiana attenuata, 2484 nucleotides. RefSeq names its product ubiquitin-like modifier-activating enzyme atg7. The record is from RefSeq and is a predicted model, not a curated record. Gene Ontology annotation, cellular component: cytoplasm; phagophore assembly site. Lineage: Eukaryota; Viridiplantae; Streptophyta; Magnoliopsida; Solanales; Solanaceae. Gene Ontology annotation, molecular function: Atg8 activating enzyme activity; Atg12 activating enzyme activity. Gene Ontology annotation, biological process: C-terminal protein lipidation; cellular response to nitrogen starvation; protein modification by small protein conjugation. The transcript is spliced from 14 exons. Bases 182 to 2323 code for a protein of 713 amino acids.